Mus musculus (house mouse) is the source of this 2716-nucleotide messenger RNA. It is a transcript of the gene Procr, whose product is annotated as protein C receptor, endothelial. Gene Ontology annotation, cellular component: membrane. The coding region runs from base 1160 to 1930 and encodes 256 amino acids. Lineage: Eukaryota; Metazoa; Chordata; Mammalia; Rodentia; Muridae. The record is from RefSeq and is a predicted model, not a curated record. Gene Ontology annotation, molecular function: signaling receptor activity. Gene Ontology annotation, biological process: negative regulation of coagulation. The transcript has 3 exons.
UAACUUAAAAAGUAUAAGAUACUGGUCAUGGUGGCUGAUAUCUUGAAUCCCAGCACUCAGAAGGCAGGGUAAGUUGGAGCUCUGUGAGUUCAAAGCCAACCUCAUAUGGAUAGUAAGACCCUGUUUGGGUUUUUAUGGUUUUUUGGUUUUUUUGGUUUUUUUGGGUGUUUGUUUUGUUUUGUUUUUUUUUGUUUUUGUUUUUGUUUUUGUUUUUUGAGACAGGGUUUUUCUGUGUAGCCCUGGCUGUCCUGGACUCACUCUGUAGGCCAGGCUGGCCUCAAACUCAGAAAUCCACCUGCCUCUGCCUCCCAAGUGCUGGGAUUAAAGGCGUGUGCCACCACGCCCGGCUUUUUUUUUUUUUUUUAAAGUUGAAAAUGCACAGACAGAAACGUCCUUAUAUAAGUGAACACAUAUUUCAGGAAAUAUUGCUUACUAAGGAUGAUGCAUCAAAUUUCUUAUUCUGUCCUACUUCAUUUUUUCAAAAGACAUACUAAUUUGUGAUGUCAUUGCCACUAAAUGACUAUGACCUGUCCGAUGCUGAGAUUUAUCUAGAGCGUUCCUAAAUCUCUGCCACAAUGAACUCUUUUUUACUCACUCGACUCUGUGACUAUUUCUGAGAGCCCCUCUCCUCCAGUUGUGUAAUUCCUGUGUACUUAAACUUCUGAUAAACUAUAGGCAGUUAUCCUGGAAAGUUAGAUUCCAAUCCUGGAUCUGCCGUCAUCGGGACGUACAAACUUUGGGCAAAUCCCUACAUCUCUUUUGACCUCAGUUUCCCCGUCAUCUCUACAGAGUCGGCAACAUCGAAAGCAGACGCCCCACCCCCCUGACUCAGCGGCGACCUACCGGACUUCUCGCCAAGCCCUUCUCCCCCUUUUCCGCUCCUCCUCAAGCCUCGGAAGCAAGCAGCGGGAGGAGAAACAGGCAGGUCCAGGCAGGAGGGCCCACAGCUGGGAGGGGCCGAGGCGAGCCAGGCCCCCUAGUAGGAAAUGAGACAGAUCCAAGUAACACUUUAAAAGCCUGACUCCCUCUUCCUGCACGCGUUCUCUUUCCAUCCUCCGCUCUGCUCCGGCCCCUCCCGGACAGCCUCCCUUCUCUUUCCUAAUCAGCAGCCUGAGGAACCCGAGCCUGCCCCGACCCAGGUGGGACCCAGAACUCCAGGAUGUUGACGAAGUUUCUGCCGCUACUGCUGCUGCUGCUGCCUGGCUGCGCCCUUUGUAACUCCGAUGGCUCCCAAAGCCUGCAUAUGCUCCAGAUCUCCUAUUUCCAAGACAACCAUCAUGUGAGGCAUCAGGGCAACGCCUCUCUGGGAAAACUCCUGACACACACGCUGGAAGGCCCCAGCCAAAACGUCACCAUCCUCCAGCUACAGCCCUGGCAGGAUCCGGAGAGCUGGGAGCGCACAGAGAGUGGCCUGCAGAUCUAUCUGACCCAGUUCGAAAGCCUGGUGAAGCUGGUAUAUCGCGAGCGCAAGGAGAACGUGUUCUUUCCUCUCACUGUUAGCUGCUCCCUGGGCUGCGAGCUGCCGGAGGAGGAGGAGGAGGGCUCUGAACCCCAUGUCUUCUUCGAUGUGGCCGUGAAUGGAAGCGCUUUUGUAAGUUUCCGGCCAAAGACUGCCGUGUGGGUGUCAGGCUCCCAGGAGCCCUCCAAAGCAGCCAACUUCACCCUGAAGCAGCUCAAUGCCUACAACCGGACUCGGUAUGAACUGCAGGAAUUUCUUCAGGACACUUGUGUGGAGUUCCUGGAGAACCACAUCACCACGCAAAACAUGAAAGGUCUGAGGGGAUUCUGGCCCUGCCUGUGUGUUGGGGAGGGCAUGACUGCCAGGCAAAUGAAGGGACAUGAGGGAUCCCUUGAGCAACAAAAUGAGGAGGCUGGAGACUCAGGCGAGGGUACAUCCACAAAGCCUAAGUCACUGGGUGACGUCCUUUGAAAGUAUAGAUGCCUUGGGGUUCGACCCAGACUUCAGACUCCUUGGGGGUAUGCUCUUAAACUCACUUUUUGCCUGUUCUGCAGGGAGCCAAACAGGUCGCUCUUACACAUCACUGGUCCUGGGCAUCCUGAUGGGCUGUUUCAUAAUCGCUGGUGUGGCCGUGGGCAUCUUCAUGUGCACAAGUGGACGGCGUUGCUAAUUAUCUAAUUAUUCUCCAGGCCCCUUGGAGAAAGGGCUGGACUGGUGGGGGCUGGUAAGGGAAGGUCGUAGCUCAUAUGAUGCCAAACAGACUCCCCCAGUGGGCCAUCACAUCUCAGGAGGUUAAAAGCAACAACUCCAGGUCUGUCUGCCUAAGAAGUGUGUGUGUGGGAGGGGGCAGUAUGUAGACAACAAAGUAACGGGUUUGCAAAGGACUUGAGAGCAUUUGUGCUUUGUGUAGCUGGUCUGAGAAGUGGGUGCUUAAUUGUGGAAAUCAGACCAUAGACUUGGGGGGAGGCUGGGAGGUCUGUGAUCUCCCUGAAUAGGCAGACUUACUGUAGGCAUUCAAAACAUCUUACUAAAUAAAAGAAGUUGUCUGUAACCAAAAUCAAACAUAGUUAAUGUGUCCAGGUGUAUCCAACUUGGGAAGGGACACUGGAAUGACAGGGAAGAAAGAACCACAGAAAUAUCACCGUUGUGAGGUUGAACAAUAUGGGAGCAGUGAAUUCAUAAAUAUUAAAUUUCUUAUUUAUGUAAAAGGUGUACUUAUAUCUUCUAUUUUAUUAAAACUUCUGAAAAAAAAAAGUA